GCCCUCGACAGUCAGUCGAAUUUCAAACGCUGAGCGAUCGAGUGUUACAUGAUAAUUCGCUUUAAAAUAUUGGAAACUGCUAAUCAGCGUUGUAUUUCAACGAGUCACGAAUUUACGCAAACGUUAUUUCGCAUCCGUUAGCUUUGCAUUAUCUUUUGAGGUCAUAUUUGGAAACGUUAGGAAAUGGAACUUAGACGGCCAUUGUCAAACCGCAACCAAACAACCAAUUGGCGUUUGCUGGAAAAUUCGAGAAAUUUUCCCCAUCGUCCACCAUCAUCAGAGAAGCGUAAUUUUACACGGAUCAAUCUGGAUACAAAAUUUUAUGAAGGGCAAGAUGUGGAAGGCAUCCAUCUGUUGACAGAUUUCGACUAUGUGCGACAGCUCCAGAUGCGUUUGGGCCGCUUUGCUGAUGGACCCGAAGACUUCUUUCCAGCAAAUUGGCCCGUCUCACUAUCGAUGGAAAACAUCAGCAAGCUUACGCCCAGCCAGUAUGUGGUGGCUCCUAAACCAACUGGACCGCGUUUUCUUCUUUACGUUGACUCUUCCGGCGAUAUGUUUCUAGAAAACAUGACCCAACACAUCUUCCGCGUGGAUGAAGAUCAUGCCGUCAAGAUGAAUUCAUUCGAUGGGCGACCUAUCACUGACACUGUCCUGGACGGUGUCUUUUGUAAAGAGAAACGUAAUCGCGAUGACAAUUGCAGUGGCGGAGAGGAGAGUUCGGAGAAGUUGACAUUUGUAAUUCGGGAUGCAAUUCGAUGUGAGGGUUUGAAGCUGACAGACAUGGGCAUAAUGGAACGUAUUGAUUUUGUCAAGGAAGGAAUUAUGAAACCACGAUUGUACGCGUUGAAAAACAGCAAGGAGUCUAACGAAAAUGAGGCGUUCAACCUGGAUAUAGUCGAACACUUCGAUGCUUACCAAACUGAGAGCUAUUUGGACAAUGAAUUCGAAGAGCACUAUAAAUAUCCAUUUCGUUCAUUCGUCUUCUAUCCGCGAAGGAAGGGUUACGUCUGUGGAACCGAUUACGACAUCUUUAAAUGGACGGAAAAUGAGGUUCAGUUAUGCAGUUUUCGUCUUAGAAUCCCAAAAGGAAUUGAAGAACCGGAAGAAGCCGAUCUCCUCAUCGGUGGUCCUUACAGGACAGAAAUUAAAUGGGAAACAAUUCCGCUUACGGAUGAACUUCGAAAGCUCGACGGCCAGAUUGUAGACUGUCGCUAUGUAGAUCAUCAUUGGGUGUUCGUUAAAGAACGUCUCGACCGCAACCAUCCCAAUGGAAAGAGUGCGCUGUUAGGGAAAAUAGGUGCCCAAGAACAUCCCGUAUCGCGUGAGUUUCUCUUGACAUCUUUGAACAAAGACGCCAAAUUUCAUUGAAAAAACAAAUAUCAUGCAUUGUCAUUUAAAUAUUUAACAAAGAUUUCUGUUGAAAUAUGUCGGUAAUUGAACAGGGCACCCCUUUAAUCGUAUCUUAACCUGGAAAAAAAU
Molecule: messenger RNA, 1479 nt
Organism: Daphnia carinata
Lineage: Eukaryota; Metazoa; Arthropoda; Branchiopoda; Diplostraca; Daphniidae
Product: mRNA-capping enzyme-like
Exons: 6
Coding region: 184-1368 (394 amino acids)
Biological process (GO): 7-methylguanosine mRNA capping
Molecular function (GO): ATP binding; mRNA guanylyltransferase activity
Source: RefSeq, a predicted model, not a curated record